ACGUGGUAAUACAGACACAGACACACUGACUGGUUUGUUGCCGGUUCACGGUUGUGUUCAAGCAGAGUAGAAUUGAAAUUGUUUUGUUUACUUGGUUAUUGUAAUUUUUGUAGUAAAAUAAUUGCGACCAUGUUGCAAUCUGUAUUUGACGAUGUACGGCGAAUGAAUAAACGGCAGUUCCUGUAUCAAAUGUUAAGCUUUGCAAUGGUCGUCUCCUCCGCCUUAAUGAUCUGGAAAGGUUUGAUGGUCGUAACAGGCAGCGAAAGUCCGAUUGUAGUUGUUCUCAGUGGUAGUAUGGAACCAGCAUUCCACAGGGGGGAUUUGUUGUUAUUAACCAAUUACGAAGAUGAGCCAGUAAGAGUAGGAGAGAUUGUCGUUUUUAAAGUUGAGGGUAGAGAUAUACCAAUUGUACACAGAGUACUUAAGCUACAUGAAAAGGGUGAUCAAAACAAUACUGUUAAAUUCCUAACAAAAGGUGAUAACAAUUCUGUUGAUGAUAGAGGUUUAUAUGCGGUUGGUCAAUUAUGGUUGACACGUAAAGACGUUGUUGGUAGAGCAAGGGCUUUCCUGCCUUAUGUGGGAAUUGUCACAAUAUACAUGAAUGAAUAUCCCAAAUUUAAGUACGCAGUAUUAAUUUGUCUGGGAUUAUAUGUUUUGGUACACAGAGAAUGAGGAUAUUUCAUAUAAAAAUUUAUAUGAGAUAGACUGCCUGAACAUCUACGAAGGAAGUUCAUUGUAAAAUUAAAUUGAUAACUCAAAUACACAUAUGUAUGAUGUGAUUUUAUGUCCUGUUAAUUUCAUACCACUUGAAAAAUCUUUUGUAUGCAAGAGGUUGAUGAUGUAAUAGUAUCGAAAAAUUGUGUGUAUAUUUCGAAUAGCGAUAAGAAAAUAUUAAAGAACAUGUAAAAUUACAGUACUUUCGUACUGUAUUAAUA
Molecule: messenger RNA, 935 nt
Organism: Ceratina calcarata
Lineage: Eukaryota; Metazoa; Arthropoda; Insecta; Hymenoptera; Apidae
Gene: twr
Product: signal peptidase complex catalytic subunit SEC11 homolog C twr
Exons: 4
Coding region: 130-672 (180 amino acids)
Cellular component (GO): membrane; signal peptidase complex
Molecular function (GO): serine-type endopeptidase activity
Source: RefSeq, a predicted model, not a curated record